Aplysia californica (California sea hare) is the source of this 4847-nucleotide messenger RNA. RefSeq names its product nicotinic acetylcholine receptor alpha 1 subunit. The record is from RefSeq and is a predicted model, not a curated record. Lineage: Eukaryota; Metazoa; Mollusca; Gastropoda; Aplysiida; Aplysiidae. Gene Ontology annotation, cellular component: synapse; neuron projection; postsynaptic membrane. The coding region runs from base 413 to 2023 and encodes 536 amino acids. The transcript has 6 exons. Gene Ontology annotation, molecular function: transmembrane signaling receptor activity; acetylcholine-gated monoatomic cation-selective channel activity. Gene Ontology annotation, biological process: regulation of membrane potential; nervous system process; monoatomic ion transmembrane transport.
GAGUGACAGGGCCAGGGAGAAACGAACAAGCGUGUAGUAGUAAGGAGCAUGAUUCUCUCCCUUCCUCCUCGGCCGAACGCCAAGCGCACUACUCUGCUCUGUGCGUUUUGCUACUAAGUCCCUCGCUGGCUGUGUCGAGGCAAUACAGGUUACUACUAGAACUGAAACUGCACGUUGCUCAACUUUUUUUUCGCUUUUUUUUUACUUUUGUGGAGCACCUUUUUAAAAAAUUCCUUCAUCUGUCAGUGUGUUUUGGAGAUUCUGCUUUGUUGGCCGUGCUGCUUUCUGGAUUUCUUUUUCUGCCUGUUCUUCACACAAGGCUUGGUGGCUCCGUCCUGUGUGUUUUCUCUCGCCUGAUGUUGUUAUCCCUAAGACGACGAAGUGGCACUAUGAGUAACGGUUGAAAGCAGGCAUGGGGCCGUGUGCGCUGUCUGCUGCCGCAGUUCUCAAGUAUUUCGUCCUUUUUCUCGUUGUUCUUUGCGAAGCCAACGACAAUGCCAAGCGUCUCUAUGACGACCUGUUACGAAGAAGUGGCUACAACAAGCUGAUUCGGCCUGUCGGUAACAACACGGACAAACUAGUGGUCAAACUAGGCAUUCGAUUAUCGCAGCUGAUUGAUAUCGAUGAAAAAAAUCAGAUUAUGACAACGAACGUCUGGCUGCGACAGGAAUGGAAUGACCUAGGCCUGCGGUGGAAUCCUAAAGAGUACCACGGCAUCCAGGAGUUCCUAGUCCCGUCCGAGGAAGUUUGGAGACCUGACGUGGUUCUCUUCAACAACGCGGAUGGUAACUAUGAGGUUACACUGAUGACCAAGGCAACAUUGCACGCCAAUGGCAACGUCGUGUGGGAACCUCCGGCCAUCUACAAAAGCUCGUGCACGAUCGACGUGGAGUUCUUUCCCUUUGAUGAGCAAAGAUGCAAAAUGAAGUUUGGUUCCUGGACUUAUGAUGGAGACCAAGUGGAUCUGGUGCAUAUCUGCGCUAAGACGAACGAGGCGAAUAUCACCAUCAAGAACGGCAUCGACCUUCGGGGCUUCUACCCGAGCGUGGAGUGGGACAUCCUCGAAGUGGACGCCGUGAAAAACAUCCGGGAGUACCCGUGCUGCAGUGAGCGCUACCCAGACAUAACGUUCAGCGUGACAAUGCGCCGCAAGACGCUGUUCCACACUGUGAACCUCAUCAUCCCAUGUGUGGCCAUCUCCUUCCUCACCGUCCUCGUCUUCUACCUUCCCUCAGACUCGGGCGAGAAGAUCACGCUGUGUAUCUCCAUCUUGCUGUCCCUCACUGUGUUCUUUUUGCUGCUGGCUGAGAUCAUCCCUCCCACGUCAAUUGUGGUGCCACUCAUAGGCAAAUACCUCCUUUUCACCAUGAUACUCGUCACCCUAUCCAUCAUCGUCACUGUCAUCGUGUUGAACGUCCAUUUCCGAUCACCUGCCACACACAGUAUGUCGCCGUGGGUGCGCCGUGUUUUCCUCAGCAUCCUGCCACGUCUGCUGGUCAUGCGCAGACCGCACCCGGAUCAGGAAGAGCAGAUCGCCGCGGCCUCGGCCCCACCCAAGAAGGUUGUGAUACGGACUUGUAACGGUCUAGAAAUGAGGACCCCUCCCAGGGAUGACUUCGGGGCCAGGCUGCCGGCCGGCUAUGGCUACGAAGACAAAAUGACGACGCGUUAUCGCGGCCCGCACGCGAUGGAGGGACUAUUGCCUCUGGACAAUGCAGGCGAAAUGUCGGCCUGCAGCCUACGGAGGUCUAGGCCUUAUUCUAAGGAAAUCAUGGAGGCUAUAGAGUCAGUGACGUUUAUAGCAGAACAUUUAAAAAAUGAAGAUCGAGAUUCCUCAAUCAUGGAGGACUGGAAGUACGUGGCCAUGGUGCUGGACCGCCUGUUCCUGUGGAUCUUCACCACAGCCUGCUUCGUGGGCACGUUCGGCAUCAUCCUGCAAGCCCCGACCCUCUACGACGACCGGGAGCCGCUCACACCCGUGGACCCCACGGACAGUUGCUACUCGGCCUACUCCUCUAGAUAACAAAAGUCUUGGCCGUUGUUUAGCCACAUGCUGUGAAUAAUGGACGCCUGUAAAGGUGGUUUUCAAAAAAAGACAACAAUUGUGCUGUGUGUGAAUAAUCUGGGUAACUGUGAUAAAGAUCGAAUAUCUCAUGUCUAGUAUAUAAUGUGGAUGGGUGUGGUAUGUUUGUUAUCAUAAUUUGUAAGGCUUGGCAUGGACUGAUGAACGUUUGUUAUUGGGAUUUUGUGUUUGUGGUGGGGGGGGGGGGGGUAUUUCGUUCUUUAUAGAUAAUGUUGUGAAUAACGCUUGUUUUUUAUGACUCCUGUAAACGAUAUUGCAGAUGAUAAAUAAUGAUUUUGACAAGUCUUUUUUUAAGGUUACACUGUGCUUUUGCUGGGUAAUAAACGUUUGUUAGGAUUUUCAAAGUGUAAUAUGUGCUGUUGAUGAAGAACAUAACAUCAUAAUUAUUACGAUUGUACAUAUAUGCGUACAAGAAAGGGAACUGUUUAAUCAGUAGUCCCAUUUAAUGAGUAAUGAAAAAGAAUAUGUGUUGUAAUUUUUAAUUAGUAGUGCUGUAGAUGGGAGUGGACAGUGAAAAAAGUUUUAUGGAUGAUAAAUGAAUAAUUGAAUGACGUGUUAAUGUCUGCUCCUUCGGAAUGGUGACUUUGUUGAAUAUGUAAAUGAUGGGUACAGAAAAAGGAGGUUAUUUUGUGUGAAUGUUUCCAUUUAAGGAGGGGUGGUGUUUUUAAUAAGAUGUUUUAUACAGCGCUGACAUGUAAAGUUGUAUGUUUGUGAAGAUUCUGAGUUCAUUAUUUGAGUAUUCGCUGGUUCAUUAUAAAUGAUUGUGAUACACAGAGUCUAAUCGUCACCUCCCAUGGAACUGCGGGGGUGUGUGUGGGAGUGUAUUGUAAAUGUAUGUGUACAUUAAAUUAGACUCAUUAUGGGGCAGUGCUCUACAUGGAAUGUUACAUACGUAUGCGUGACGCAUAUUGGUUUGAUGUUGUGUCGUGUUUAUUUGAAGUGCUGAUGACAAGUAUAUGGACGAGUCAAAUACCAUACUGCUUGUUUGUUUGGAGUGCUUUUAUCUAUAUUGAGCAAUGGAUAAUGAGUACACUGUGUAAGGAUUAAUGAAGACCGUUCGUAUUACAAUAUGUCGUGCGGGGAAAACAAUGAAAUAAUACUUCUGUAUGCGUUUUAUAGUGCGAGCCGUAUGUGUUUGGGUGUAUGUAUGUGUGAGAGUGAGUGUGAAUGCGGUUGCUGUUGAUGUCGUUAUUAUUAUUAUUGUUGUUUCUGUUACUGUCGUGAUUGGUUACAUUUGCUUACCAGAAAGGUAUUUAUGGUGUUCUUCUUUGUAGGGUAAAAUGUAAGUAGUCCAAGAGCGUGGAUUUCUAGAAUAUAGUUCUAUUAAACGGGACGGAAACACGCUGUGUAGAAAUACUGACGACACGAGAGACGGUAGGCAGAGAGGUAGACAGGCAGAUACGAGGUAAAGGCAGACCGACAAACAUGUAUAAACUCAUAUGUAGACUGACAGAAGAAGAAAGAGACAGGUAGGCGGAAAGGCAGUGAGAGAGAGAGAGGGAGAGAGAGAGAGAGAGAGAGAGAGAGAGAGAGAGAGAGAGACCGAUGAAAAUGGAAGACAGAAAGAUGGAAUGAAGCGUAAGAGCUGUAGCUUUGAUGCACGUUUCGAAACGUAAGAGCUGGACAUGCGAUAUGCCAUGGAAAUGCACUCACGCACUUCUACAGUACAUCUUUCGAGUGCACACAACUGGUUUUCUUUUUUCAAUACGUUCAAGACGGUGGCGUCUGCCAGCUCAUCUGUUGAUACAUUUGUCUCUUGUGUAUGCCUUUUGUUUUUGUAAUGACAAGCACACAGUAUGGAGUGCAUCUGCAAAAUAGACAUAAAUAUUUCAAAGGGCAGGGUGUUAGGGCUUUAUGGGGGCUAGACUUCGAAACAUGUUGACAUAACGAUUGUUUUCCAAUGUAUUCUCAGGGCGUGAAAUAGAAAAAUACGGAAGCGUUGAACGGAAGGGUAACACUAACAACAGUAGUAUUGUUUACUGUGUUUCAUGUCAUGAUUUUAUGUAUUAGUCAUUCCAAAUCAUGUGCGAUCUCAUAAAAAUUGUCAGUUAAGAAAACAAGAGACACAAUGGACUCUCCUGAGCAAAUGUUUGAAGGAAAAUAAAGAAGAGAAGGGAGUAGUGAGAAACACAAGGGAAAACGGGUAACUUCUGAAGAUAAGACGCAUUAAUGAUUGCUUUCAAGGUUGUUGUUGAACUUCCUUGUUUAUGCAGGGGUGGGGGUGGCGUGCGGGAGAUUUGCUUUUCGGCUCCUGGGCGUUAAAUAUCCGUCUGAAAUGUCCCAGAACCACGUUCAGAACGGAUAGCUCGCGCGUUGCUACCUCCAUCCCCAAUUGAAGGAAAGGGCAAUUAUUGUAUCCUCAGUUUGCCGUAUGCUGUCGGUAAUCUUCUGAAAAUCACACGAUGGACUGAUGCGCUGCUUCGAAGUGAAUUGGCCGGGUAAGGGUUAUUUCGAUGGCAUGUGAGCCUUAAGCUGGCAAAAUGGAAAGAUUAAAAAUUUUGACUACAAAUUGAAGUUAUCUAAAGUGACACAGGCCUAUUUGUUCCAAAUUACUUUUUUGGGUCCCCCAAGUACUCUUUCGCAGCUGGGUGUGUGUUUUAAGGAAAAAUGUUAAAGUACCCAGCAAUGUCUUUAAAAAAAACUAAGUGAGCCUGUCGUGAGCCUAGCUUCAAGUCUCCAACCAACAAAUAUUCUAUCAGAGAAUGUUUAAAAAGUAUUAAACAUAGGUGAGUAGUAUUUUCUACAUUCCAACUGGGGUUGUCAA